CGUGGCUGUUGGCAGCAGGUAAUCAUUGUACUGAGUCACAUCCCAGGAAGAGACGAAGAUUAAAUGACACUGCUGGCGGUGUCCAUUUUAAUCUACAAACAAGAACACAAUGGUGGAAGUAACACGGCAGCGCAAAAGUGCCACAUCCCUCCAGGCUGGACCUGGUGAGAUAGACCCCAACAAUCUCUAUGCCAUCAAUAUGAGAGUUACCCAGCUUGCUGGACGACAGCUGGCUCAGAUAGGGGAUGAAUUGGAAAACAAAUGGCGUCAACAAUUGCCUGUCCAGUGGCAUCAUCUGAACAUGGGGAUAUAUUCUUAUAUCCGAACCAGGAGGGCAUUCUCUGAGAUCCUUGGCAGCCUUUGGGGGUCUAAAAUGAUGUCAAUGUUAAGGAAGUCCUGGCUGGUUCCAAAAAUUCAGACUGGCUGUCAGGAGGCAAGAAAGUGGGCAGCCUGGGUGUCUAAUUUGAGCGUUUCGUAUUGGUCAAGGAGGACCACAUAUAUACUGGCCUCUGCUUUUUCAUUGGUCGCUGUGUCUAUCUUCCUUACUACUUGGAAUGAUUCUCAAGGCUGAAUGUCACACUGAUGGGGUCAACAGCUGGUCUUUGGCUUCAAGGCGGUCAUAUUUGACCAUCCAACUGCUUAUUUUACAUUCACUUUUAUAACUGAUUUGAAUGAAGUGCUGGUACACAUACAUACAGUAUAUUCAUAUAUUCAGGCCAAUGAAUUGUUAACUAUUCCUCUAAAAGCAUUUCUGCACUACUAUAGGAAGCUGGACUUUCCAAACACAUAAGUUUGAG
This is a messenger RNA of Xyrauchen texanus (razorback sucker), 797 nucleotides long. RefSeq names its product BCL2 interacting killer (gene bik). Gene Ontology annotation, biological process: apoptotic process. The transcript has 6 exons. The record is from RefSeq and is a predicted model, not a curated record. NCBI's taxonomy places the organism in Eukaryota, Metazoa, Chordata, Actinopteri, Cypriniformes, Catostomidae. The coding region runs from base 110 to 571 and encodes 153 amino acids.